UAACGUUCUACUCGAUCAUUCUCCACUUGGAUCUGCUCCUCCUUAAAAUACAAGUGAACGAAGAGAUUGCAAAUAAAUUGGCGAAUGUUGGUGUAGAUUUGAUUUUCCUUUUACAGCAAGUCCUCCUCAGACUUUUGUACCUUUUAAGUGGGAAUAAAUUAUACACAAUUUUGAAAUCUUAUUACGGACGACGACAUAUUUUCACGGAUGGCGACCAUUCUCCAAAAAAGUGGGUGUACUACUACUGGACGAUACUUGUAAUUUGGGUGUUCACUGUUAUCCUCGUGGUCAAAGGGUACUGGACUUUGUACACGAUUGGGAUUCCGCAAUACUUUCACGGUCCAGAAUUUCGCCAAAUUUGUUUCAUCUUUCUUCCACGAAAUAAUUUUAAUGUUCUACUGAUUGCGCACUUUAUCGCAGAUUUGGUUCGUGCUUCCGUUAUCGCAUUUACACUGACCGUCCUGAUCAUUACGUACCAAAUGCAUUCCAACUCUGUGAACAAAUUCUGCAGAGAAAUGAUGCGAGAUUUGCAUCAACAGGAAACUGGGAUUAAUACUGAAUUGAUUUUUAUUAUGGGGGAAAGAAAAACAAUAAUUUCCAAGCAUUACGUGAACUCAAGAAAAAUUGAUAAUUUGAUUUUGAAAGAAAUGGGCUCCAUUCAAGGACAAAUUUGUGCCGUGUUGGUUCCAAUUUACAUCAUUUCUGCAAUAAAUCUCUUGUACAAAGGAUUCACUGGAUUUUCAGAUGUUUUUCAUAACGUGUGGGAAGCUAUUUUAGAAGCGAUAGGGAAUUCGGUGGCUAUUUUUUUCAUUGUUUUUGGUGGACACGAUUUAAAAUGUCAGAUGGAAAAUUGGCAUCAUGAUAUUCUCAACGUCAUAGUAGCUUCGUCUUCUCCCUCGAUUGUUAAAGAUUCUGAUAAUCACGCGGACUUAUCGAUGUCCUUAGUUCCUCAAAUGGAGUUAGAACUUGGGACAAUGCUUUCCUGGGACUGGGAGUUAUCAGCGUGUGGAUAUUUUACGGUGGAUCUUCCUCUAAUCACGUCGAUGCUGGGAACUACAAUUUCCUAUAUGGUUGUCCUGAUGCAGUUUCAUUUCUCUAAUAGUGAAUAAUUAUACUGGUGGAUGUUUGAACACUUAUAACUUUAAUUGUGUGCGGGGAGUGACAAUUAAUG
Messenger RNA from Folsomia candida, 1171 nucleotides. RefSeq lists its product as uncharacterized. Lineage: Eukaryota; Metazoa; Arthropoda; Collembola; Entomobryomorpha; Isotomidae. Bases 480 to 1109 code for a protein of 209 amino acids. The transcript is spliced from 3 exons. The record is from RefSeq and is a predicted model, not a curated record. Gene Ontology annotation, cellular component: membrane. Gene Ontology annotation, biological process: sensory perception of taste.